This is a messenger RNA of Verticillium nonalfalfae, 1023 nucleotides long. RefSeq lists its product as uncharacterized. The coding region runs from base 1 to 1023 and encodes 340 amino acids. NCBI's taxonomy places the organism in Eukaryota, Fungi, Ascomycota, Sordariomycetes, Glomerellales, Plectosphaerellaceae. Gene Ontology annotation, molecular function: ferric iron binding; oxidoreductase activity, acting on single donors with incorporation of molecular oxygen, incorporation of two atoms of oxygen. The transcript has 3 exons. The record is from RefSeq and is a predicted model, not a curated record.
AUGGCUCCCAACCUCCGCAUCAUGGGUGCCCGUCUGCUGACUCUCUUCCUCGGCGCCUUCCUACUCGCCAGUAUCGUCUCAGCUCACGGCGCUCACGAGGCCGAAGAGCUCGCCGAGCUGGAGAAGUAUAGUCUCACUCACGCCACCAACCUGGCUCAUUGUCGUGACACCCUCCAGCGGGAUGGUGUUCUUGCCCGGGCCAUCGAGCGCCGCGCCGCCGUCGUCGAAACCCACAUGCGCCGUCGGGACAUUAUUAGCGUCCUUCGCAAGGAUCAUGAGAACAACACAGUCAACUGGAAGUCUACUGAUCGCGAAAUCUUUGCGACGCGCGAUGAUGGAUGCGUGCUCACGCCCGAGUCUACUGAGGGUCCUUUCUAUAUUGAGGGCGAAAAGCUGCGUUGGAACCUGCAAGACGGGGAGCAGGGCGUUCUGAUGUACCUGGACUUUCAGAUCAUCGAUACCGAGACAUGCAAGCCUGUCGAGGGACAGUAUGUCGAGAUUUGGCACACGAACGCUACGGGCAUCUACUCGGGCGUCCCCUACUCCUUCGACCCAUCGAACCGCAAGACCACAUUCGGCCGCGGCAUCUCGACGACAAACUCCGACGGCGCCGUAUGGUUCGGAUCCAUCUUUCCCGGCCACUACGGCGGCCGCACGCCGCACGUUCACAUCAUGACACACAACGCGGACUACGCCGACCCCCUGACGAACCGCACCCUCCAGAACAACGUCGCCACCCACGCCGGCCAGGUCUAUUUUGACCAGCGUCUCGUCGACGCUGUCCGCAACGUCUAUCCUUACAGCGCCAACGAGCAACGUUUCACGACCAACUUUGCCGACGGCUUCUUCCGCCAGGCGUCCUCGGUCUCAGACCCGGUGCUCAGCUACUUCUUCCUCAAUAAGGCGGAGGAAGGAUAUGGCAAUGUCGAGGGCGGUUUGCUCGCUUGGAAGAUCAUCGGCGUCAACAUGACGCGUGAGCGGGAGAUUUCUGUCAUGGACACCUUGCAUGCCGGUAAGAAGUGA